UGGACAGCGGUGGAGACGUGGAAUUCAGUCCGUCUGCUGCUGGGACAAAUUUCACUCACAUCACACAAACACACGGAUUUUAUAAAGUUAUACUGUGAAUUCACUUCAGCACACGGGUUUAUGCGUGGAUGGAACUGUGCAUGACUGGCAGAAGCACGAAAAGUGAAGGAUGAAGUUAAAAGAAAUUAACCGAACAGCCAUCCAGGCGUGGAGUCCAGUGCAGCAACACCCUGUAUAUCUGGCAGCAGGUACCUCGGCUCAACAGCUCGAUGCAACUUUCAGCACCAAUGCAUCACUGGAGAUCUUUGAAUUGGAUCUGGCUGAGCCUACUUUGGCCAUGAAGUCAUGCGGCUCUUUCUCCUCUCCACACAGAUACCACAAGCUUGUGUGGGGUGCUCAUGGCAUUGAAGCCGAGGGUUUGCCGUCAGGCGUUCUCAUUGCUGGAGGGGAAAAUGGAAACAUUAUCCUCUACGAUGCUUCAAAAAUCAUUGCUGGUGACAGUGAAGUGAUCAUUUCACAGAGUGAGAAACACACAGGGCCAGUCAGAGCUCUCGACGUCAACUCAUUUCAGGCAAACCUUGUGGCCUCUGGAGGAAAUGAGUCAGAAAUUUACAUUUGGGAUUUGAACAACUUCAGCUCGCCGAUGACACCAGGACCAAAAACACAGCCUCUAGAGGACAUCAGCUGUGUUGCGUGGAACAGACAGGCGCAGCACAUCCUGGCCUCGGCCACUCCCAGUGGAAAAGCCUCAGUGUGGGAUCUAAGAAAAAACGACCUGAUCAUCAAAAUCAGCGAUCACAGCAACAGGAUGCAUUGUUCUGGUAUGGCCUGGAACCCAGAAGUGGCCACUCAGUUGGUUCUGGCUUCUGAAGAUGACCGCAUGCCUGUCAUCCAAAUGUGGGACCUGCGCUUUGCCACCUCUCCUCUCAAAGUGCUGGAGAACCACACUAGAGGUGUGCUGUCCAUAGCGUGGAGUGUAGCAGAUCCAGAGCUGCUCUUGAGCUGUGGAAAAGAUAACAGAAUACUGUGCUGGAACCCAAACACAGCUGAGGUCCUGUAUGAGCUGCCUACCAGUGCUCAGUGGUGCUUUGAUAUCCAGUGGUGCCCAAGAAACCCAGCUGUGCUGUCUGCUGCGGCCUUUGAUGGACACAUCAGUAUCUAUUCUAUCAUGGGAGGAAGCAAUGAUGGUGCCAUUAAUGCCCAAGCUGAUCAGUUAAGUAGCUCAUUUGGAAAUAUGGAUCCCUUUGGCACAGGGAAGACACUACCUCCAUUACAACUGCCUCAACCAACUACCACCCAAAGUGCCAUCACACCUCUGAAGAAACCCCCCAAAUGGAUACGUAGACCAGUCGGAGCAUCUUUUGCUUUUGGUGGAAAACUAGUCACUUUGGACAACAUAAAGCCAACAGGCCAGAAGCCCGUGCAAACUGCUGCCCAUGUUGUUCACAUCAGUCAGGUUGUGACAGAAACGGAUUUCCUGGAUCGUUCAAACCAACUUCAGGCUACCCUCACUGCAGGAAACUUUCUGGAGUACUGCCAGACAAAGAUUGAAGCUGCUCAGAAUGAGUCUGAGAAAACUGUAUGGUCUUUUCUGAAGGUCAAAUUUGAAGUAGAUGCACGAGGGAAAUAUUUGGAACUUCUGGGAUAUAAGAAGGAUGAACUAGCCCUAAAGAUUGGGUCAGCAUUAGAAGGAAAUUGCAAAUCUGAUGAUGUCAAUGUGGUUGAGGACAAUAGCCUUGUAGAGGAGCAAGCAGAAUCCCCUGAGGCAGAGACAUCUGACCUAGAUGAGAUUCCUGUUGAUGAGGAAGAACCUGUUGUUCAGGAUAUGUCCAUCAUUGAAGAUACUUCAGCUCCUGCCUCAGACACUGUUACAGUCCCCGCAGUUAGUCUCAAAGUCAGCCAGGAUAUCGAUGGACUGAUCACUCAAGCACUGCUCACUGGGGAUUAUGAAUCCGCUGUCAAUCUCUGUCUCCAUGACAACCGAAUGGCGGACGGCAUCAUUCUGGCUAUUGCUGGUGGUCCAGAACUUCUGGUGAAGACUCAGAAGAAAUACUUCAAAAAAUCUCAGAGUAAAAUAUCCAAGUUUAUUAGUGCAGUGGUAAUGAAAGACUGGUUGGACAUUCUGGAGACGUGUGACCUUCAGAACUGGAAGGAAGCUUUAGCUGCAGUCAUGACCUACGCCAAACCAGAGGAGUUCUCCUCUCUAUGCGGUCUGCUGGGCACCAGGCUGGAAUCUGCUGAUGACACUGAACUGCAAACGCAGGCGUGUCUCUGCUAUGUCUGCGCUGGCACAGUAGAGCAGCUGGUUGCAUACUGGGCCAAAGCUCAGGACUGUAACAAACCGCUGUCACUGCAGGAGCUGGUGGAGAAGGUGAUGGUCCUGCAGAGAGCUGUUCAGAAGGCUCAGGGUGUUGCAUCUCCUGAUGUGGGAGCACUCCUGGCAGAGAAGAUGAAUCAAUAUGCCAGUCUUCUGGCAUCUCAGGGCAGCUUACAGACCGCCAUAUCAUACCUGCCCACCAAGACUGAACAUGUUGCUGUGCAGCAGUUGCGAGAUCGCCUGUGCAGAGCUCUGGGUCAGCAGCAGUCUGCAGCUGUGAUGCAGAACACUCAGCCUCCAGCUCCAAUGCAGACAUGCUCACCGGUACAACCUCAGCCUCCACAGGUCAUCACACAGCCCACUGCUCCGGCUGUACCCCCUCAGUAUUACCAACAGGGUAGAUCUGCCACUACUGUCACAUCUUGGAGUAACCAAACUCCAACAGCUCUGCCCAGUGUCCCUUGCCCGCUCGUGUCCGCUGCUGACCCACAGACUGAGCCCACAUCUCCAGCCUUUGCUCUUCAGCCGGCAGUGAAUGCGAGUGUUCCUUCCUCCACUCCAUUCAUGUACUCCCAGCAGUACCAGAACUACCCUCCUGUUCAGCAGUUCACACCAGUCGUCUAUCAACCUGUCCAGUACUCUCCCACUGCGGCUUCUCCUCUUCCUCAUCCACCUUCUUCCUCCUCCUCCUCUGCUGCUUCCAACUAUCAUCCACAGUUCAUGCACCCUGCUGUCUCUCAGCCUCCUCCCCAGGGAGGUCAGCCUUUCUCUCCUCCUCCUCUCUCCUCUGGAAUGUCUUUCCAGCAUGGUGGGCCGGGCUCGCCCACAGACUAUCUUCCUCCUGCAGUGCGCAGAGCUUCAGGUACAGAGAUUGACCCUGCACUGAUCCCAGCCUCACAGAGAACAGGAGGAUUAAACCAAAACACAACCUGGUCUUUGGAAGGACCCCAAAAUGGAUGGAACGACCCCCCCAACCUCAUCAGAGCACCCAAGAAGAAGAAGAUUCCAGAAAACUACACUCCACCAGCCCCCAUCACAGCACCCAUAAUGACCCUUCUAGGGGACCCUAAUGCACAGGUGGCCCCUGGUACACUGAACAAUGAACCUCAACAGCAAGUUCCAGUUCAGCCUGCGGUCCCGGCCCCCUUUAACCCCACACAACAGCAGUCAAUGGGAUCCCCAACCCAAUAUCCCCACCUGCCACAGGUGCACAUGGAAGGUGCGCCUGGAGCACCAAUUGGAGAUCUCAUAAAGCCACCUCAGACCAUACCCACUGAGAAGAUCACUAAGAAGCCAAUCCCGGGAGAGCACAUGGUUCUGAAGACCACAUUUGAGGGACUGAUCCAGAAGUGCUUGGCUGCAGCCUCAGACCCGCAAACAAAGAGGAAGUUGGAUGAUGCUCAUAAGAGGCUAGAGUUCCUCUAUGACAAGCUUAGAGAACAAACUCUUUCUCCAGCUAUUAUUGGUGGUCUACACAAUAUGGUCCGCAGCAUCGAGUGCCGCUCCUACACGGACGGACUCAACAUCCACACGCACAUCGUGAGCAACAGCAACUUCAGCGAAACCUCCGCCUUCAUGCCAGUCCUGAAGGUGGUGCUAACACAGGCCAACAAACUGGGGGUUUGACAUCCUAAAAGUCUCAAACGCACACACACACACACACACACACACACACACACACACAAACA
Molecule: messenger RNA, 4005 nt
Organism: Xyrauchen texanus (razorback sucker)
Lineage: Eukaryota; Metazoa; Chordata; Actinopteri; Cypriniformes; Catostomidae
Product: protein transport protein Sec31A-like
Exons: 28
Coding region: 170-3943 (1257 amino acids)
Biological process (GO): COPII-coated vesicle cargo loading; endoplasmic reticulum to Golgi vesicle-mediated transport; endoplasmic reticulum organization
Cellular component (GO): COPII vesicle coat; endoplasmic reticulum exit site
Molecular function (GO): structural molecule activity; protein binding
Source: RefSeq, a predicted model, not a curated record